Gloeophyllum trabeum ATCC 11539 is the source of this 859-nucleotide messenger RNA. RefSeq lists its product as uncharacterized. The transcript has a single exon. The coding region runs from base 91 to 825 and encodes 244 amino acids. NCBI's taxonomy places the organism in Eukaryota, Fungi, Basidiomycota, Agaricomycetes, Gloeophyllales, Gloeophyllaceae. The record is from RefSeq and is a predicted model, not a curated record.
CAGUAUAUUUACCUGGCCCUCGUCCUGUUUCUCUCCCCAACAUGCUAAUACCGUGCUAACCAACACCACCACCCGAGCUCGCCAGCGAACAUGCAGUCUCCGCGCCCCAUCCUCAAGCGCAACGCAGUCACAUACCCUCUCGAUACCUCGGCUGCGACUCUAGCUUCGGGGACAAAACAUCCUUCGCCUCGCUCUGCUUUAACCAGCACGCUUUCCGUACACUUCCCCCCCUCUCAUGGUCUCACGAAGACCUUCGACACGCACUCUGCUGCAGCGUACGACCGCUCUCCCAUUGUCGUCUCCCGCAAUGCUUGUGCUUUGCCGGAGAGGGGAUGUCCAGGCCGAACGUACGGGCUUAACGAUGAUGAAGAGAUGGACGCUAGGGGGAGGACGAGGCAUGCGAAGGAUGAUAGGAGGGCCAGGCGUUCACGUCCUCUCGCUGCGGAAGGCUACACAUCGUCAUCGCCGCCAGGCGUCCUUCCACCACUAAUACCCGACCAAUCCGAGUCCGAUGACUCAGACUCUUCCUCCAGCUCUGGUCAUGCACCUUUCAGAGUCUCGCCAGCAGCGUCAUCCAUACCCAUGUCUAUACCCACGAAGUCUCCCACAUACGGCUUCUACUCUAGCCCUCCCGGUCUAUCUUUCCUUCCUCACCCUCACCACGAGCAGCGGGAGUGCGAGCGGCCUCGUGGCCGCAGUCGCACCCGUCCCCACGGCGAUGUAUCAGCUAAGGAACAGAACCACUCUCGUCGGCAGCCCACCUACAAAUCGUUCUCGCACGAUAAUGUCCUCGUAGGUGAUGAAGGUUGCUUGGGAGGGUUCUGAUAUCGGAUAUCGGACUGUUGGAUUGUAUCGGGAG